CGUUCAGAUGCGCAUUCACACUGAGCUGCCAGUUUCCUCCGGAGGACCGAGCAGCAGCUCCGGGGCUGAAUUACAUGCGCAGUCCUGCCGUGAAUCACACAUCACCACGGCAACCGGCGAUCACAUCGAGUCCCCGUCAGCAUCAGUGGGGUCCGAUCCCGUCCACAGGCGACAGGAGAGCACCGAAAAACACGCAGUCUUCAAUGCAGCAAGUUCAGAUAUGCAUGACCAGUGAACCCUGAAGAACUUGAGAAGCUCAGGCACACGCAGCCCACUCUUAACUAUUCAUAACACGAUCUGUCCAGGCAUUUUCAGCCAUGGUGAAGCUCGGCAGCAAUCUUUCUGAUAAGCUGGAGAAGCAGCCGUCUGCGGACGAUGGCUUUGAUAACAUCCCCCUCAUCACACCGCUGGAGGUCAACAAGCUCCAGCAGCCGUUUGCAGAAAAGGUCAUUGUGAAGACGUCAACACAAUAUCAGCUGCAGCAGAAGAAGAAGAACAAGCUGUAUGUGCCCAGUAUCAAGAAGCUGAAUAUCAACUUCUACAGUGAUGUUUCAGAGAAAGCCAAGAUCACAGGUCUGAUCCUUAUCACUCUGGCCUUCCUGACCAGCUUGCUUCUCCUGCUCAUGUACAAAGCCAUGUGGUAUGACCAACUCACCUGCCCAGAGGGAUUCAUCCUUAAGCAGAAGCACUGCACCCCGGCAGCUCUGGAGAUGUACUACACAGAGCAGCAGCAGCAGGAGGAGCCUGGCAUCCGCGGCGGGCCCAACACCGGCCUGUAUGCCGCCCUCAGCCACCUCAACCAGGUCAAGAGGACUGGGCCUGAGCUUCCAUCGCCAUGGUUACCAGUUAUAAGCGCUCUGAAGGAGGCCGAGGUGGCCAAACAAGGCAGCGAGCCGCUGAAAGGAGUGCUGGAGGGAGAGGAGUGAAGGGAAAUCACAGUUAGAGGAGAUUAUGAUGGGGAGGCAUCAAAGGUUAUUUUAUGACUGUGUGUGUGUACAGUACGACACUCAUACAGUCCAUCGAAUCCCUUGUUUAUACUGGUGCUCCAAAACCUUUAAGGUAUACGUAUAACUACUGAAAAUUUAAAUCAGCUGUGUAAACCACACAUUUACCCAACUUAGAUCCAGUCAUAUUCUUUAAUAUUUAAUACAAGCAAAUACUGGACUCUGGCAGUGUGUGUGUGUGUGUGUGUGUACUUGAAUGUCUACCUUUGUAAGACCCCUACUUAAGUUUGAGUGAGUGAGGACUUUCUUGGAGAGUGAGGGCAUUUGCUGUCAUAUUUAAUGUCACAGUGAAGGAUGUUCAUCUCAAACAUGGCCAAAGUUUCACAUAAUGAGGUAAUCAUAUGUAAAAGUAAUCCCUGCUCCAGGCACGUUACUGCAAGUGUUUAUGCACUGCUACAUACAGUGUAUCUACAUGCUAACGUCACUGGUGUAUGUGAUUUUAGUUGCCAAUGUUGUACAUUCCUCUGAAUAUGGGUCAUUUUUCUGCAGCAACAUUUGCGCUUGUGAAGAUUUUGGGUUAGAGGCUUUUAUUGAUUACUUUUCUCGGUAGAAAGUGGUGCUUUAUUCUGUCAAAGUCAUUGCCCGGGCUGCAGUGAUGGUGCAGAGAGUGCAGGUGCAAAAGACUCAGAAAUGCUGACCAAUCAAAGCAGACUGGGCUUUUGUGUGCGUGUGUGUGUGUGUG
This is a messenger RNA of Plectropomus leopardus (leopard coralgrouper), 1686 nucleotides long. It is a transcript of the gene caly, whose product is annotated as calcyon neuron-specific vesicular protein. Gene Ontology annotation, biological process: clathrin coat assembly; endosomal transport. Lineage: Eukaryota; Metazoa; Chordata; Actinopteri; Perciformes; Serranidae. The record is from RefSeq and is a predicted model, not a curated record. Gene Ontology annotation, cellular component: membrane; endosome. Gene Ontology annotation, molecular function: clathrin light chain binding.